CUACUUGGGUCAUUUCCAAUAAUAGCUCCGUCAUUUCAACCUCUAAAAAUAGUCACUGGACUCUCCAUAAAACAGCUGCACCUUCCAUGUUGAACAGCAGACUGAAGCCCAGGCAGAGCAGAGAUAACUUGUCUAACUGAUCCACGAACAUAGUGAAGAAUGUCUGAACGCAGAAUACCCUUCACUUUCCUCCGUACACCCAGCUGGGAGCCUUUCCGGGACUGGUACCAAGGAACCAGCCGAUUGUUUGACCAGUCAUUUGGUAUGCCAAGAAUACCUGAAGACUGGUACCAAUGGCCUAGCACUAACUGGCCUGGUUAUGUCCGUCUUUUUCCAAGUCACUCAGUAGCUGUGCCACCAACUACCCCAGCUGUUGCUGCAUCUGCUGCGGAGACUGUGCCUGAUUUCCAAAGGGUUUUGAGUCGUCAACUCAGCAGUGGAAUCUCUGAGAUCCAACAUACAUCAGACCACUGGAAGGUCAGCUUGGAUGUCAACCAUUUUUCUCCAGAAGAACUGGUUGUGAAAACAAAGGAUGGCAUUGUGGAAAUCACAGGAAAGCAUGAGGAGAAACAAGAUGAGCAUGGAUUUAUUUCCAGAUGCUUUACCAGAAAAUACACUCUUCCUCCAGGCGCAGACAUUUCCACUGUGACUUCAUCUCUUUCCCCUGAUGGGAUUCUGACAGUAGAGUCACCGCUCCCUAAACCAGCAAUCCAGUCUGCAGAGAUCACUAUUCCUGUAACUUUCCAGAGCAAAGCGGAGAUUGGCAAAUCUGACACUAAGAAAGAAGAAACUGCCAAAAAAUAAGAUCCUGAAAUGUCAACGGAGCAGAUUUCUCUCACUGGUUUCUGUGUUAUAUCACCCAUUUUUACACAAAUAAUGCAGUUUUGACAAAUACAUUUUGAUGGAAAAAAGUAGUAUAAGUCUUUAUCUUUUUCUGUUUAUUCCAAUACAAAAAGAAAUGUACACCAACUUUAAAGUGGACCUGUUACCAAUCCCCCCAAAUUUUGAUUUUACUUUUUUGAUGUGCCCUGAUCACAUUCCUUUUUACAGUUUCCUGAUACUGCCUUCCAUUGCUGAGAUAUGAGGGUUUAUAGUUUGACCAUUCAGACAAUCAGUCAGAUAGGUGUGAACUUCAUUUUAAU
Molecule: messenger RNA, 1142 nt
Organism: Hyla sarda
Lineage: Eukaryota; Metazoa; Chordata; Amphibia; Anura; Hylidae
Gene: HSPB1
Product: heat shock protein family B (small) member 1
Exons: 3
Coding region: 160-804 (214 amino acids)
Biological process (GO): protein refolding; response to heat
Molecular function (GO): protein folding chaperone
Source: RefSeq, a predicted model, not a curated record